Messenger RNA from Spinacia oleracea (spinach), 1524 nucleotides. Its product is annotated as protein FAR1-RELATED SEQUENCE 5-like. Lineage: Eukaryota; Viridiplantae; Streptophyta; Magnoliopsida; Caryophyllales; Amaranthaceae. Bases 1 to 1524 code for a protein of 507 amino acids. The transcript has 5 exons. The record is from RefSeq and is a predicted model, not a curated record.
AUGCCACCUGACUGUUCAAAAGAUAUUUGGAACAAUUUAACAGAGGAUGAUAUUAGAGGACCUUUGACUGGAUAUACUGGCAUAGUAGAUGAACUACAUGAACUUUAUGACAAACAUUCAAUACUUCUUGGAUUUUCAAUAAGAAAAAAUACAUUAAGGAGAGAUCAAAAAACGGGAGAGAUAAAGGAAAGAUACUUUUGUUGUUCAAAGGAAGGAAAGAGAAAGGAAAACACAAAGAACACAAAGAAAGAAGAAGCAACAGUAUCAAGUGAGAGCAAACAGAAAGGGCAGUCAAAGAACCCAAGGCAGCAAAACCUUACUAGAACAGGGUGCAAUGCAUCUAUACGAUUGAAGUUACAAAAGGAUGGAAAGUUUAUAGUCUUUCAUCAUGUUAUAGAACACAAUCAUGACUUAACAAGAGAGUCACUGCAAAACUUUGAAAGAUCACAAAGAAAAAUUGAUGAAGAAAAGGGAAAAGUAAUUGAAGGACUCACACUAUCAGGAAUAACACCAGCAGAUUCCUAUAGAUAUAUGUGUAAUGAAGCUGGCGACGCAAGGGUGGUUGGACACACAUUAGUUGACCACAUGAAUUUCACAAGUAGAUUGAAAAUGAAAAGACUAGAAGAAAAAGAUACACAAGCGGUUGUGAACAUGUUAAUUAAGAGAGGAGAAGAAGAUCCAACAUUUUAUUUUCGAGUAAAGGUGAACGAGGCAAACCAAGUAAUAAGCAUGUUUUGGAGGGAUGGAAUGAUGCAAGAAGAUUAUGACGUAUAUGGUGAUGUCUGUGUCUUUGACACAACUUUCAGAACAAACAAAUACAAUUUAGUUUGUGCGCCAUUUGUAGGUGUCAACAACCAUUGGAGUAAUGUGAUGUUUGGUUGUGCUUUUAUUGCUGAUGAGAAGACACACACUUUUGUGUGGCUAUUGGAAACAUUCCUGGAGUCUAUGGGAGGAAAAGCACCUAUAACUAUCUUUACAGAUCAAGAUCAAGCAAUGGAAAAUGCUAUUGAACAAGUGUUUCCUAAUACCAGACAGAGAUUAUGCUUAUGGUACUUACAAAAGAAUGCUGUGUCAAGAUUUGGAGACUUAAAAGCUGACAAUACCUUCAAAGACACAUUCAAGAAGAGUGAGAGCACUAACAAUGCAAUUGGAUUUAAAGGGAACAAAUCAACUUCACUAACAGAAUUCUUUCACAUUUUUGGAGCAACAGUGGAUCGUUGGAGAUAUCAAGAAGAUCAAAAUGAAUAUGAUUGUGGAAAUGCUUUGCCUAAAUCUGAUUUUCCAAUGGUCGGAAUGAUAAAACAUGCGGCAAAUGUUUACACACUUACAUUGUUUAGAGAUUUUGAAAAACAAUUCAAGUAUGCAAUGGGUUGUAUCUCAAAUGUCAACUACAUCAAUGGAAAUUUCUUUGGUUACAAAGUGCAACAUGAAUCUUGGCCAGAACAUACUGCCCAUUAUGUAGCAUUUGAUCCAACAACAAAUUCCAUUAAAUGCACUUGUAGGAACUUCGAAGAAUCGGGUUAG